ACGUAUCGCCCCACGCACUCUCGACAAGAGCAAGAGCGCGGUGCGCUGCUGGGUGCUGCUGGGCUGCAUGGUGUGGCACUCGGUGGCGCGGAUAAGCGAGCCCAGUCGGCCGUCGCCUGUGCGUGGUCGCCGUUUCGCCGCUUCGCCGCCUUACCGCGCAACGAGACCACCCAGCCCAGCCCAGCAGCAGCAUGUGGGUCUUGGUGGCCUUGCUGCCGCUCGUGGCCGCGCGCUCGGCGCACCCGCACCGCCCCCAGAGGGCCUUUGAGGACAACAGCUACCCCUACCAGCCCGUCGUGCCCUACUACGAGGCCCCGGUGCAGGAGUGCCCUCAGAUGGCGCCCACAGAGAUCGACCUGGACGAGCUGCUAGGGAGCUGGCACCUGUCCCUGCUGCUGCUGGCGGACCGCGUGACGACGGCCGACGGCCUCCUGGACGAGUCCAUGUGCGCCGAGGUGGACCUGGUGCGCACCAACGGGUCCAUGCUGCGUCUGGACUGGCAGCUGCGCCAGCUCAACCUGCCGGCCGGACUGGCGGACCUGCGCUUGCAGGUGGCCGCGGCCAUCCUGGGGCAGCCCGGCCUCUGGGCGCUCGCCACGCCGCUAGGAGGCGAGAUGGUGGGCACGGUGAGCCACGCCGUGCCCGACUCGCACAUGGUGCUGACGGUGUGCGGGGAGGGCGCGGCAGUGCGGGGCGCAGCGCGGGCCGCGGGGCGUGGCGGCGCGGUGCACGCCCUCACAGCCCUCCUCACGCGCCGACCACCCUCCGCCGUCGGGUCGCUGGAGCUGCUGCGCUUGUCCGCCCACAUGGUGCCCUCCACUGGCAACGGCGGCGGCUUCCGGCACGCGGACGAGCGGCUGCUCAGCUGGGGCCAGUGCUGACUCCAAAUAAAUGAUCCAAUAAACAUC
Messenger RNA from Thrips palmi, 908 nucleotides. RefSeq lists its product as uncharacterized. The record is from RefSeq and is a predicted model, not a curated record. Lineage: Eukaryota; Metazoa; Arthropoda; Insecta; Thysanoptera; Thripidae. Bases 192 to 881 code for a protein of 229 amino acids. The transcript has 3 exons.